AUAUUUCUGGUCGGACCUCUUCAGCAUGACAAACAAAAUUAGAAAUAAACAUUUGUGAAAUUCAAGUUUAAAAAAACCUAUAGACCUUGCAAAACGCACGUAAUAUUAAAAUUCAAACUAAAUAUUUAGUGUUACAGCUGCGGCGUCCAUACGCCAUGCAUUCAGAGUGAAGUCGCUGUUUAUUUUCACACAGACAGCGGUUUGUUUUGGUUUCAUUUCUUCUGAAUAUCACUGUGUUUAAAGAUGGCAGGACUGGAGCUGCUCUUCAACUGCGUAGCAAACUCUAUAACCUGUUCCCAAGAUGCUCUGAUUUGUUUUGUACACUGGGAAAUAGUGAAAAAUGGCUAUAAAUGUCUGGGCAUUGGAGAUGAGCCUAAAGAUGGAGAGAAGAAGUCAGAACUGCUUCCACCCGGCUGGAGUGAAAGCAAGGAGCUGUACGCACUCAGAUACAGAUCAAAUGAUGACAAGUCAAACCUGCUGCUCAAAGCCUUCACGGUGGAUUCAACCCUGAUCUUCAAUCUAAUGGACUCCACGACAGAAAAAGUAACCGAUCUCACAGUUAACGUCAGUGAGUAUGUUGAUGAAGCCAAUCUGCAGACUUUUGAAAGUGUGUUUAAGAACACAGACGAGCUGAUCACGAAGCUAAAGUCCUCACUGCUGCCCCCUAAAAAAGAGGAGCGUCAAGGAAAGACGGAGAAGAAGACAAAAAGCGAAAGAGUCUCAAACUUAAGGGACCCUCACAGUGAUCCUCUCCUGAUCCCGACCAGAGGCCCUCCAAGCAGACACCCACCCAACUGGCCUGACCCGAUGGCUCCAUUUGCUGCAGGCGGUGCCGAUCUGGACCCUUUCGGGGGAAGAGCAGGAGGGAUGAUCGUCGAUCCAUUACGUGCCGGGUUUCCUCGCUCAGGGUUUGACCCCUCCUCUGGUAUUCCUGGAGUCCUUCCUCCCGGCGCUGUGCCCCCUGGUGCCCGCUUUGACCCCUUCGGGCCAGUUGGGCGACACAGGCCUGGGUAAGAGCUUUAAUGGGAUCUUUACAGU
This is a messenger RNA of Sinocyclocheilus rhinocerous, 1038 nucleotides long. RefSeq names its product proteasome inhibitor subunit 1 (gene psmf1). Gene Ontology annotation, biological process: proteasome-mediated ubiquitin-dependent protein catabolic process. Gene Ontology annotation, molecular function: proteasome binding; endopeptidase inhibitor activity. The transcript has 7 exons. The record is from RefSeq and is a predicted model, not a curated record. The coding region runs from base 244 to 1014 and encodes 256 amino acids. Lineage: Eukaryota; Metazoa; Chordata; Actinopteri; Cypriniformes; Cyprinidae.